Molecule: messenger RNA, 2746 nt
Organism: Prunus dulcis (almond)
Lineage: Eukaryota; Viridiplantae; Streptophyta; Magnoliopsida; Rosales; Rosaceae
Product: proteasome assembly chaperone 4-like
Exons: 5
Coding region: 1561-2484 (307 amino acids)
Biological process (GO): proteasome assembly
Molecular function (GO): protein binding
Source: RefSeq, a predicted model, not a curated record
UUGAGGUUUUUCUGAACCUGCUGUUUAUCAGGAAUGCAUACUAGUCUGAUUAUAGUCGUCAAGCUAACACUUUUUCAAGAUUGUGUUCUGAUUGCAAAGUGCUGAGUCAAUUGAAAUAUGAUUUUGGAUGUUUGGCAGGAGUGUAAUGACGAGCAUAGUUUUGUAGCAUCUGGUGAUUGGUUCUGUUUCUUUUAGAGUUUUGCCUAUGAUUGCAAAGUAUUUAAGAAAGCUAGCCAAACUUGUGAGUUUCAAGCAUAGUUGCAGUACAGUGAUUUGGGGCUCGUUUGGAGUGAUUUUGGAUAGGCCAAUAAUCAGAGAAGCAAAUGAAAGGAAGUUGCUUCACCCCAUAAUCGCUUUAAUUCACUGUAUUAUUGUAACCCUUAUGAAAUUAUUUUGCUUUGCUGCUUUGGUUAUCCCCCACUCCGUCACUCUUGUUGGAGCUGGCUUGGUGUUUUUAAGUUUUUUCUCGCUCAAAAUUCUCAGUUAGUCAAUUCCAUAUGCAUCAUGAAAUAAACACCUUUUGUUUCUUUUAAAUUAUUUUUCUAAUAUAAACUAUAAAAACCAAAACCCUAAACACAAAAUGAUUUACCCUAGACCCAAAGGGAACAUUGUAACCACUCUCUGUAAGGAUUCUAUUAAGCCUAAAAUUCAAUGUAAAUAGGCCGCUCUUAUUUUACUAAAAUUUCAUUUAUUUUCUAAAGUUACACUUAAAAGAUGAACUUUGAAGUGCAAAAUGUUGGUUGUUGCAGGAGGAUAUUCCAAAGAUGAACUUAUUUCGUAUAAUUUGUUAGCAAAACUUAACAUAUUCAUGUUCUCAAAAUUUAACGUGCCCACAAUUCACAACAGUAUAUAGUGUUAUAAACUCAAACUCAUAUAAUAAAUGUAAUAUAAUAUAAAUAAAACAUCAAAUAACAAAACCCCACUCCGCACCUGAGUUUGAAUCCCUCUUUUCUUAGAAGAAAAAUAACAAAACCCCAUAACAUGUCACCAAAUCCUUACAUCCAAAAAAUAAAAAUAUAUAGACAAAAGAUUUUUUAAAAAGAAAAGAAAAACAAAUUGAUAUAUAUAUAUAUAUAUAUAUAUAUAUGUAUAUACAACAACCCGAUAAGGCUCUAGCUUAGUAAAAGAGUCUUUCUUGGAUACAUAUACAUGGGAAAAGAUCUUAUACUCUCCUAAAAGUAGGCCACUUUACAUGCCUUUCUUUCUUUCUAAUCGCUCAAACCUUUUCCUUCACUGACUUAAGAGACUGAUCUGGAGGAAUUGGUUAGCCUAAUUAAUCAGAUUUUCCAUCAAUUAAUCUGCUGCAUCAGCAAGUUUGGUGGUCAAAUUUAACUGCCAUGGCUACUCUUAAGUUUGAGCCAGAUACUGCAGGUACGUAAGACAAACGAGUAUAUGGGAGCUGGGGGUGCCAAGGCAGCAUCAGACCUACAGGAAUGACAAAGCAUGCAUGCGUGUGUGUGUGUGUAUAUAUAUAUAUAUAUAUAUAUAUAUACCACGUUCAAUGAUCCGAACUGUCUAGUUUUUAGAUAUUCCUCUAGUGUUGUUGCCAUUAAUUAAUUAAUGUUUAAUUAUUGCAUUGCAGGGGUUUCAACACCAUUUUCAAAUUCACCGCCAACUCAUUACAUCCUAAAAGUAGAGUCCUUUUCGUCUUUAGAGAGGCAUUCAGCAGGUAGAUUUGAGUCAGGGCAGUUCGAUGCUGGAGGAUACAAAUGGAAACUGGUGGUGUACCCAAAUGGAUACAAGCAGAAGAAUUUGGAUGACCACAUCUCUGUCUACUUAGAAAUGGCUGGAGCAGAUUCACUUCAGACUGGUUGGGAAGUAUUUGUUGAUUUUAGAUUGUUUUUACGUGAUCAGAAUAAGGGAAUCUACUUGGUUCUUCAGGAUGCUAAUCUAAACAAGAUGUGCUUGCACGGGGCGAUGUUUGAAGUGGGUUUCGAUAGAGUUAUCCCUCUGAAUGCAUUUACUGAUUCUUCCAACGGCUAUCUGAUUAAUGAUACUUGUGUGUUUGGAGCCGAGGUCUUUGUUUGUAAAGAAAGAAGAGCUGGCAAAGCAGAACGCCUAUGCGCGAUCAACAGUGCUAUGUACAAGCAUCCUUGGAAGGUUUAUAUACCUUUAAAGUUCAGACCUGAAUUCUUGGAAUCAAAGCCAUUCUUUGCUGGAGGACAGACAUGGAAGAUACGUCUCUAUCCCAAGGGAUAUGACAAAGGAAAGGAUACUCAUGUUUCUCUUUACUUAACAUUGGCUAAUCCAGAACCUGCCUCCAAAAUACUUACAGAGUUUACUCUGCGCAUCGUUGAUCAAUUGAAUGGCAAGCAUUUUUUUUGUAAAGGUUGUCAAUGGUUCAGUGCCUUGACUCCCUCUUUCGGUUUCUCUAGGUUGAUUGCAUUUGACAUUUUGAAACAGUUAGACAAGGGUUUUUUGGUUCAGAGCUAUUGCUUAGUGGAGGCAGAGGUCACCGUCCAUGGAAUUUUUACAGCAUUGUAGUCAGCUAAAGCUUGUCCUAACAGCCACUUGCUGUUGCUGUCAAACAGAAACGUUUCUCCAAUUCAAUAUUGGCAACACAACAACAGGAUAUAAUGAUCCUUAUUUGAAGUUGUUUUCUGGUGCUUCUUUAAACAACACACUUUGGUGUUAGUUUCUAUUUGCAAAUUAGAAUUUUAUCAUUUGUAUGUCUACAUAUUGAGCUUUGCUAAGCAAGUCGGAAGGAGAGUCUAUACUUCACUGCUCUACAUGUGGUUUGGGCUUU